CCGGCGGCUCUCCCCUCGCAGGCUGCUGCCCCGGCGUGCAGGGCCCGGCCGCCGCCAUGUCGGGCCCGUUCGAGCUCUCGGUGCAGGACCUCAACGACCUGCUGUCGGACGGCAGCGGCUGCUACAGCCUGCCGAGCCAGCCUUGCAACGAGGUCACCCCCAGGAUCUACGUGGGCAACGCGUCUGUGGCUCAAGACAUCCCCAAGCUGCAGAAACUAGGCAUCACCCAUGUUCUGAAUGCUGCUGAGGGCAGGUCCUUCAUGCACGUCAACACCAAUGCCAACUUCUACAAGGACUCCGGCAUUACCUACCUGGGCAUCAAGGCCAAUGACACGCAGGAGUUCAACCUCAGCGCCUACUUUGAAAGGGCUGCAGACUUCAUCGACCAGGCCCUGGCUCAAAAGAAUGGCCGGGUCCUUGUCCACUGCCGGGAAGGUUACAGCCGCUCCCCAACCCUAGUUAUCGCGUACCUCAUGAUGCGUCAGAAGAUGGAUGUCAAGUCUGCCCUGAGCAUCGUGAGGCAGAACCGUGAGAUCGGCCCCAACGAUGGUUUCCUGGCCCAGCUAUGCCAGCUCAAUGACAAACUAGUCAAGGAGGGGAAAUUGAAACUCUAGGGCACUCCCGCUGCCUCUUCUCUAGCGGCAGACAGGGGAGGCCCUGGUCGAGGUGUCCCAAGCCGCCAUGUUUAGGAAACACAGUGUACCCUGCUCCCAGCAUCACCAGGCACUUGCCCACAAGUCUGUCCCAACACAGCCCUGGGCCACUUCCCCCCUGGGGAGCGUAUAAAGAAGCUUGCUAAGGAAGGCAUUUUGCUCUCCGGUGUGUCCCGGGCUUACAGUUUCUGAUGUCUUCUCCCUGAGGUGGGGGCACGGAGGGGGAAGGCCUGUGACAUACAUGCUCCUCCUGGAUGACCCAAGGCAGGAGGUCUGUGGAAGGAUAAGGCUCGAGAUGCCCAGUGGGGCCCCUCCUGAUGUCCGUGGCCCCCCUGCCUCCCUCUCUGGCUCCCUACGCCCCACCCUGGGGUCCCCUCCUGAGUGGGGACCUCAGCACCUCGAGCCCUGUAAGGGAACUAUGCAAACGCAGGCCCCUCUCUCCCCUCCAUGCCUGUCUCCCCCGGCUCCUCCCAGCUGCCCACACUUUGCUCAUAGGCAGAGGCGCAUUGUGAGGUCUGAAGCUGGUCCCCCGGCCAGCAGUUGUUAGUGGGUGGAAAUUCCCAUGAAGAGACUGCAUCUUAAGUAUUUCAGUAGGAUUAAAGAGACCCAAACAAAGAGGCCGUCAGGUGGGCAGACAUUCCCCUGGAGGACUCCUGUAAGUCCAUAGGUUUGUUAAAAUGUGAACCUAUGGAAGGCUUGCGUUCAGAAUUCGCUGCUUUGGAAUAUUUCCCCUGGACUGCUCUCAGAAGAGCGAUGCCUCAGGCGUGGUUUUAUUUUAUUUUAUUUUAUUUUUUUAGAAAACAGGGUGUUGAAGUUCCAGCCUAUUUAAAAACCCCACCAUUUGAAGAAUUGCAAAGGUUUUGUCCUGAAUUAUAGCAUUGGUGAGCUCAAGCCACUCGUGCUAACUGCUUUUUGUCUCCGUUGCUAUUUCAAGGACAGAAGGAGGGAGUUAGCCAAUUCCAUUGUGGGUGUGUGGGUGUGUAGGGGGGUGUGUGUCUCAGAAGCACAGCCAGAGGAUGGAGGAGCAGGCUCUCACCCCGCCCACUUAGAGGUAGUGCUUUUGGCUCUGCUGUGCCAGGAAAGAUCUGGGAGCCCUGGGAGCAAAAAUGUCUCAGCCAGGCAGAAAUGAAACACGGUGGAGCAUCCGAAUGGAGACUUGGCUGGUGGCAGAGCAAAGAAACCGGAACAACCCUUUUUAGGACUUUUAAAGGAUGAUGUCAGAAUGCACUAGCACUCAACGCUCACACGUGCACGCACAUUUGUCAGAAAGUAGGAGUUUUGAUUCAAACCCAGUCAUAUUAGGACUUUAGAUGAUUGUCACCAUGGAAAGUGAUGCAUUCCUAUCAUCUUCAGGUUCCCUGACGGAGAGGUAGUCCUCAGCCAUACCCCCAGCUCUUAGCACGCAGAGGUCUAAAAAAAGUUUCCAGAAUAAAACACUUCUUUUGAGCACCAGAUAUUUGCAGGGUGGUGUUCUGGUGGGUGUAUCAAGCUCCCAUAAACCCGAAUUCGUGGUAGGAUCACUUGCAAGGAUAUGCAAAAGGGAUCUUACCAGAAGCGAAAAGCCAAGGACUUCUGUUAAGUAUAUAAAAUUCACUUUUAAAUUUAAAUUCAGGCAGUAUUAACCUGUUGAGGUGGGGAUUGUGCCUUUUUCAGAAGUUGACCAGGGGCUUCCGGCUAGACAGGGAGAAGCAGGGUGCCGCAGGGCCUCCCUCCGAGGUGUAAUAGCCUCUCUUGCCGCAGGGCCAGCAGUGCACAGCCUGGACAUUCCCCUGCCUCUGUGACUACAGCCACCCCGAGCAAACUAGGAUCUGUCGUCUCUUCCAGAUACCGGACUGCCCACGUACACCCCCCUCAAUGAAAUGGCCAUCCUCUGACCUGUGUACCUCACUUCACAGUUCCCAGAGAACUGUCCCACUCACACUCACUUGAUCCUUUCAGUAACCCUAUCAAGUUGGUAGAGCUUAUUCAUGUAUUGUUACCUUUUAAGAAAAAGAAACUACGGUUCCAACUGGUUGAAGGCAUGGUGCCUGGGCUGUCCCAGCUCCAAGUUUGCUGCUCCCUGAAGUUGAAGUCCUUGUCCCAUACUACUCUCCUCAAGAAAGGAGGCCCCUGGGAGUGUCCAGGUGCACUGCACAUGCCCUUGACCCAGCCCAUGUGCACAAAAGCCAGAUAGCUUUGUGGAUGGAGUACAACCAUCCAGGCUGUGGUGAGUAGGAAGGUGACACAGACAAAAGGAAGUGAAAGUGUGGGUCUCCGAUUCAGUUAGAACAUGUGGCUCUUCCUCCAGGAAACAUCCCUAAGUUGGAGCUUUCUGUUCUACUCCUGGAAGAGCCCUAGGGCUAGGGCUAGGGCUCCCCCUCCCACACUUAGGCAGUGGUCACCCCCCAGGAUAGCUGCCACAGCAACUUAGACUAGUUAACCAGGACCUCUUGAAGUCCUUUUUGUGGGGGCAAGAGGGAGGAAAGGCGCUUGGGAGAAUUACUGCCUUUACUUUGGGACUACUUUUAUGCUGAUAACUUGGGAUUUCUUGGUAGUCUUUGGUCCCAAAAACCCUAUAUUUACUUCAUGAGAUUUAGCUCCUAAUUUUUGAGUAAAAUAAAAUUCUAUUGUAAGAGCCAGCACAUGCCCAGCUGUGAGUGGAAGCUGUCUCUGGACAGCUUUCUACCCCCUGGGAGGUGAUGGAAUAGGAACUCAGGGUGCCCUUACCCUCUCCCCUGACCUGAUCCCUUUCUUUGACUAGCAGACCCCCACUUAGAUGAAAUUAGAGCACCAAAUGGUUUUCUUCUCAAAUCUAAAGCAGUACACUUUCCACAGGCUGGUCUGUUUCCCUGCCACUCUGAGUGAUCUGGAGAGCAGAGAUCACCAUGUGUCAAACAAGGGGACUCCUCUAGAAGACCUCUAAGGUCCCUUUGGCUCUGUAGGGUUCUCUGGAGAAUCCCCACCUGGAAUUUACCACCACCUGGAAAUCAUAGGGUAUGUAAUAUGAUGACCAGCAGGUGGCACUGUGUUCCACCCGUGGUGAUGGUUUGAAAGGGAAUGUUGGUGCCUUUUGUGUCACAAGUUAAUGUUAAGAUGCUAAUGUUUUAAUCAAAAUAAGCACUGAUCUUAAAAUAGGAAGAUAGGAGCUUUCCUCUUGGGAGAUUUUGUCAUAAGACCGGUGUCAGGACCCGCUGAAGAGCCAACAGUACUGGUCUCACCAAGUCAAAAUUUUAUCCUGCUUGGAAAUAGAGCCCCUCUCCAUUUGAGAGCGCAGAGUGGUUGAAAGCUUAACUUAUCUCCUGUCAGCUUUCAGGGCAAUUUGAUUGUGAAAGCAUUGAGUUUUCUGAAUAGAAAAGCGGAAGGUAUUAAUUUGGUUUUAAAGGAAAGUAAGUUUAAUGUCUAUUGUAUCACAAAUCAGUGUUAAAACACUAACUGUAACCAAAAUAAAUGUCUUACAUUACAUAGAA
Molecule: messenger RNA, 4099 nt
Organism: Nyctereutes procyonoides (raccoon dog)
Lineage: Eukaryota; Metazoa; Chordata; Mammalia; Carnivora; Canidae
Gene: DUSP3
Product: dual specificity phosphatase 3
Exons: 3
Coding region: 57-614 (185 amino acids)
Biological process (GO): negative regulation of MAPK cascade; protein dephosphorylation
Cellular component (GO): cytoplasm
Molecular function (GO): protein tyrosine/serine/threonine phosphatase activity; MAP kinase phosphatase activity
Source: RefSeq, a predicted model, not a curated record